Messenger RNA from Chrysochloris asiatica (Cape golden mole), 1356 nucleotides. It is a transcript of the gene CIAO1, whose product is annotated as cytosolic iron-sulfur assembly component 1. Gene Ontology annotation, cellular component: cytosolic [4Fe-4S] assembly targeting complex. The transcript is spliced from 7 exons. Gene Ontology annotation, molecular function: protein binding. Gene Ontology annotation, biological process: iron-sulfur cluster assembly. Lineage: Eukaryota; Metazoa; Chordata; Mammalia; Afrosoricida; Chrysochloridae. The record is from RefSeq and is a predicted model, not a curated record. The coding region runs from base 137 to 1156 and encodes 339 amino acids.
GGCGGAAGCGGGUGGACCCUGCGGCCACGGGAGGCUGAAGUUGGUAUUGUGGGGACUUGCGCGGUGGAACCCGCGGUUGGCUUAACGGACUCUGCCCACUUCUACCCACUUCCUCAUCACCCUGUGCCAGGACGCCAUGAAAGAUUCAUUGGUGCUGUUAGGCCGUGUCCCGGCGCACCCGGACUCUCGUUGCUGGUACCUUGCCUGGAACCCAGCAGGAACCCUGCUGGCCUCGUGCGGGGGCGACCGUAGAGUCCGCAUUUGGGGCACAGAGGGUGACAGCUGGAUCUGCAAAUCCAUCCUUUCAGAUGGCCACCAGCGUACAGUGCGGAAGGUAGCCUGGUCCCCCUGUGGGAAUUACCUGGCUUCUGCCAGCUUUGAUGCUACCACUUGUAUUUGGAAAAAGAGCCAGGAUGAUUUUGAGUGUGUAACUACUCUUGAAGGCCAUGAAAAUGAGGUCAAGUCAGUUGCCUGGGCCCCAUCUGGAAACCUUCUGGCUACCUGCAGCCGAGAUAAAAGUGUAUGGGUCUGGGAAGUUGAUGAAGAGGAUGAGUAUGAAUGUGUCAGUGUUCUCAACUCCCAUACACAAGAUGUCAAGCAUGUGGUUUGGCACCCAAGCCAGGAGCUUUUGGCCUCUGCCAGCUACGAUGACACCGUGAAGCUGUACCGGGAGGAAGAAGAUGACUGGGUUUGCUGUGCCACGCUUGAGGGCCAUGAAUCCACUGUGUGGAGCUUGGCCUUUGACCCCAGUGGUCAGCGCCUGGCGUCUUGUAGUGAUGACCGUACCGUGCGCAUCUGGCGCCAGUAUCCACCAGGAAAUGAGCAAGGGGUGGCAUGCAGCGGCUCUGACCCCAGCUGGAAAUGUAUCUGCACUUUGUCGGGCUUUCACUCCAGGACCAUUUACGAUGUUGCUUGGUGUCAGCUGACAGGGGCCCUGGCUACCGCUUGUGGAGAUGAUGCCAUCCGAGUGUUUGAGGAGGACCCUGGCUCCAAUCCACAGCAGCCCACCUUUUCUCUGACAGCCCACUUGCCUCAGGCCCAUUCCCAGGAUGUCAACUGUGUGGCCUGGAACCCCAAGGAGUUAGGGCUUCUGGCCUCCUGCAGUGAUGAUGGGGAGGUGGCCUUCUGGAAAUACCAACAACCUGAAGGCCUCUGAGCCAUCUCUACAACGGACAGAAUCAUGGCUUCCCAGAAAUUAUCACAUGACCUUUCCAGCCUCUGGGAAGCUUUGGAGGACCAUCUUUACCCUUGAUAUAACUUAGUCUGUUCCAUUCAGACUUGGUAGAAGUGUGGAAGUAGAUAUCCAUUCACAUUUCCCUGUCUGUGAGGUGGGACCCUCAGUAAAGAGCCACAGAA